AUCACUACCACCAAACGCCACGCUCCGUCGCCUCCCUCACAGCUAAGCUAAGUAGCUAAGUCUUGCUAGUAGUGUUUGUGCAUGUUUAGCUUUGUUUUGUUGAUAGUUUCACUUUAAUUUAGCUUCUCAAAGCAUGUAGCUGUCAAACUAUUAAGUGUAGAUGUCAAUGUAAUGUUUGGAACAACACUAUUGACUUUAGCACAAUGAUAUUAUACUGCAUUAUUUACUAAUGACUGAGGACUCAGAUGUACCGCCGACCUGCGGGCCAAAUCUGGCGCUGAAUGACAUCUGAGCGGCCUGCACUCUUGUCGUGUCGAACAGGGUUAUUCAACAUGUUUUCACUGAUAUUCAAGUACAACUAUUGUACAACUUAAUUCAUAAAAAGGUUUUUAUGACUUGCAAUUGUAUUCACCAUUUGGUGAAGUAACAAUUUCUGCCUAUUUCCCACUUAUAAUACACGAUUUGAAUGUAUUAUAAACAAAGAUUUAAAUGUAUCAUAAACAAAGUAAGAAUAAUUGUAAAGGGAGAAAUCCCUGAACAAAUUGAAUAGGUUCGUUGUAGACCCCUGUAGGUGUCAUUGCAACACAAUCACACGUCUCUCUCCCAGACAGUUCCACGUCAUUCCAACUUUGACACCGACCACUGACCUUACACACACACACAUAGACAAACACACGCAGUGUCCCAGUUCCCUGGGCGCCAGUCAGUCAGACAGCUGGAGUAUAUAUAGUCUACUGGCUGAAGUUCGCCACACACACAGAUUUGCACCAACAGCUCCCCUCUGCAGUGCAAUGUGUCUUUGGCCUAGUUUUGUUCAAAAUCUCCUUCAGCAAAUCCUGAUUUUCAUAUUAAAUAUGAUGACUCAGGAUUGUUAUUAUGCAGUUCAUUUUUAUUUUAAAAGACCAUACAGUAUGUUAUUGUUAUACAUGACUUGAGCUGCUUCUACUACUUCGUUGUAAGGGUGUUUUUCUGUGUCAGUGAAUGCGCAUCAUCAGCCACGGGAAGUAUCCGGUGCGCUGCAUCCCGAAGGUGCUGAUGAAUAAGUUGAGGGCUGCGGUGAUGAAGACUAUGAUGGUGGUUAUAUUGUUCAAAUAGUCCAGACGCUUCUGAAGGGUGGGGUUAUUCACGUCCCGGCGUCCUACGACACACAUGAACACACAUGCAGGAAAAAACACACCUUUUUUAUCAAUAUAUUUAUUUAUCGCAUUGAGACAAACCACGAAAAACACUUAAAACACUCUUUUUGAACAUUUUACCCAUGCAAAAUACAUUGUAUACACAUUUUAGUGUUACAAAAAGCAUGUUUAGUUGGUUAAAAGUGAAACUAGCUAUGUUAGCACAAUCACUACCCAGGCCUGUUGUUUGUCUUAAAAAUGAAUUGCGCUCGUACUUUUGGUGAUAUAUUAUGACUUUGUUGGAAUUAAUUCAAGUUUUUGUCAUUUAUAUGCGUGUCAGAAGUGGAGCCGAGCCAGCAGCCAGCGAAAGAAGCCCGUCCUCUUGGAACCGAAGAAGCUGAUGAAGAAGUUUAUCACCGUGGUGACGAAGAUGACGCCUGUUGCUACGUUGUUCAGGCACAAGGCCUCACAAACACCUGGUUCCCCUCCGCUGUCGUGGAGUUGGUUGCGUAAGGGGAUGACGUCUGCCACGGGCUCUGAUCGCAUCAUCCGGAAUGUCUGACACCCUGGAAAUGUGCGCCACAUGUGUGCAGGGACGCGUAUGCUGGAGCCUAUCCCAGCUGACUUCGGGCGAGAGGUGGGGUAUACCCUGGAACGGUCGCCAGCCAAUCGCAGUGACAAGGAGAGACGAGGACCAAGCUGGGCCAGGUUAGGCCAGGCUAGGCCCAGCUUCCCUAAGCAGGGUCUCCAAGACUCCCUGGACCUCCUUUCGUAGUUCCUCUUGUCAGGUUUGUCUGGAAACGUCUUUCACCUGUCCAUGUCUUCGAUGAUCCUCACUGGAUGUUGGCAGCAGGAUGGAUUUGAGUGUUGAUCUCACAGGCCCCUCCUCCUUUUACUGCUUUUUGACCCUUUACUCCCUGCUCUUCAAAAGAAAGCCCCUUGCGUUCUCUGGGGGCUUCCCAGAGCUCAGUAUAGAGGCCUAUAGGAACUGUAGCUCGUCCUGUUGAAGCGGUUCUGUUAACUCUUCUGCUGCUCCAUUGCUGUCCCCUUAGUUUAGUUUAUUGGAGGCUGAGGAGAAGAUACAUUUAAAGCUAACCUUUGCGGUCUGGGAGGAAGAAUGUCGGAAAGCAAAAGCGGCAGCAAAGCAGUGAAAUUCAUUGCCCCGGCCCCUACAUCGCCGUCCCCUCAGACCCCCCACAAGAAUGUGAACGGCUCUGCAAGUUCAGACUUGCAUGUGGUGGACAAGCUGGAGGGGCACCCAGAGGUCCAACGGCGGCGUCACACAAUGGACAGAGACUCCAAGACCGCCGAGCACCGCUUCUUCCGCCGGAGUGUCAUCUGCGACUCCAACGCCACCGCCCUGGACCUUCCCAGCAAGGCGGCGGUCAUACUCACCUCGCCACCAGACUGCGGGGGGGCUUCUGCCGGCUUGUUGGUGCCUCAGCCUGCGGAGCGAGAUGCCCGAGAGGCACUUGCGGGCCCCUUUUUGCAAAGCCCUCAGCCUGGGGGAGCUCUGGAGGGGCAAAGCCAAACUGUAGGAGUGAAUAGCAUUACACAUGCUGAUAGUGCCCUUGUAGAAAGUGCAGAAGGGGCGAUAAAAGAGCCCACCUCCACAGCAUUGAAUGUCAACAAAACAGGAGACAAGCAGCGUGACGCCCUGCAGCAGGAAGUGACCAAAGACGGAAAACUGCAUGAAUGCAGCGCCAGCAGUCCCACAGAGGACAAGGAGCGAGAGACUGAGCUGGCCAAAGCGCGUGCCGAGCAGAGGGAGGCCGAGAAGCGGGUGCAGGAGGACAUCGAGGAGGCCGAGACGAAGGCGGUCGGGACAUCACCUGACGGACGUUUCCUGAAAUUUGACAUUGAGAUCGGGAGAGGGUCCUUCAAGACGGUGUACAAGGGGCUCGACACAGAGACGACGGUGGAGGUGGCGUGGUGUGAGCUGCAGGAUCGGAAGCUGUCCAAGUCAGAACGGCAGCGCUUCAAGGAGGAGGCGGGCAUGCUAAAGGGCCUCCAGCAUCCCAACAUCGUGCGCUUCUACGACUCGUGGGAGGGACCGUGCAAGGGGAAGAAGUGCAUCGUGCUGGUGACCGAGCUCAUGACAUCGGGCACGCUUAAAACCUACCUGAAGCGCUUCAAGGUGAUGAAGAUCAAGGUGCUGCGUUCCUGGUGUCGGCAGAUCCUCAAGGGCCUUCACUUCCUGCACACCAGAGCGCCGCCCAUCAUUCACCGGGACCUCAAGUGUGACAACAUCUUCAUCACCGGGCCCACCGGGUCGGUCAAGAUCGGCGACCUGGGAUUGGCCACGCUGAAGAGGGCCUCUUUUGCCAAGAGUGUCAUAGGUACUCCUGAGUUCAUGGCUCCAGAGAUGUACGAGGAGAAGUACGACGAAUCCGUCGACGUUUACGCCUUCGGGAUGUGCAUGCUGGAAAUGGCCACCUCAGAGUACCCUUACUCGGAAUGCCAAAACGCCGCCCAGAUCUACAGACGAGUCACCAGCGGAGUGAAGCCUGGCAGUUUUGACAAGGUGGCCAUCCCCGAAGUGAAGGAAAUCAUCGAAGGCUGCAUCAGGACAAACAAAGAUGAGAGGUAUGCCAUCAAGAUCCUGCUGAACCAUGCCUUCUUCCAGGAGGACACAGGGGUCAGGGUUGAACUGGCAGAGGAGGAUGACGGGGAAAUGAUUGCCAUCAAGCUGUGGUUGAGGAUAGAGGACGUCAAAAAGCUUAAAGGAAAAUACAAAGACAACGAAGCCAUCGAGUUCUCCUUUGACCUCAACAAGGACGUCCCCGAAGAUGUGGCGCAGGAAAUGGUUGAGUCUGGCUACGUGGCCGAGGGCGACCACAAGACCAUGGCCAAGGCCAUCAAGGACCGUGUUUCUCUGAUCCGGAAGAAGCGAGAGCAGAGGCAGCUUGUGCGGGAGGAGCAGGAGAAGAGGAAGCUGGGGGCGGAGCAACAACAACAAAAACAAGACGCACUCAAAGCAUCACAUACACAGGCGGAGCUAGAAGAGACCGAGGCAGAGCAUCUCUAUCAGCAGCUGGCCGAAGGAGGCGUGGACAACGGCCAGGGAUCCUCAGUCUUCUCCUCCGACUUGCCCCUGCUGGGUCAGCUGACCAUGUCCUACAGUUGCCCCCCUUCCACCCACGCUCAAUCCCAGCCCCUAACCCCUUACCCGUCCACGCCUGGCGCCAGCACGCAGCAGCAUCCGGCCUACACCCAGCAGCCACAGCAGCCAGUGCAGCAUUCAGUGGCGCACCCCUACAGCGGAGGAGCAAGCACAGGAGCAGCAGCAGGAGGGAGCUUCUCCUUCCCAGCACUGCCCGACCCGCCCGCUAUAUUUUUCCCUUCCAUCCCAGAGCGCCCCAUUUCCUUUUCGCCUCCUCCGACCGCCCCACCAAAGGCCUACAACACCCAGCGGCGCAAGAGCACAUCCAUCCUGGAGGCUCACACCCGCCACUUCCAGCCGGCUCACCCCAGAUACGGCAGCAGCCUGCACCCCUUCUCAGGGAUGGAGGGCGUGGACCCCCCCUCUCUCUUCAUGGUUAAUCCCGGUUUUGCCACAGCGGCUCAGAGACUCGGAGUUGGCGAGCAUGUGCAUCUCCAGGGACAAUCUGACCCAUCUUUCUACGGCUAUAAAGACAUGAGGGCAGAACAUGAGGAAGCGGUGAGGAGGCUGAGUUUAAAUCAAGCGGCCUUAUUGGACCAUUAUGAAGCCAUGGCAUAUGGUGGCUACCCAAUGACUGCACACCAGCUCAGCUUGUUGACUUUCCAUCAGCAGAGGCAGGCAGCAGCUGCAGCUGCAAGUUUGGGCUUCGACACAGGCCCUCAGCCAGGCUUCCUGCACCCUCACAUCAUGCAAAGACUGAGCGCGCACAGUCCAAUCCCUCCACCAUCUGUGAACCAACCCCCUGCUGGUCCUGUUCCUGGUUCAUCCUCUGAUGGAUGCAACCCUACACAGCAACACGCAUCCCCUUCCUCAUACCCUAUGUCGGCACCACCAAUAAUAACCGAUACACCGACAGGAAGUGUUUUUGAUUACCACUUAGCUGCUGCAGCUGCUGCCGCCGCCAACGACCCAAGUCUCCUUGCCUCCAGACUGUACCGAGCCCGCAGGAGCUCCAUGGACCUUCCCCUGGAAGAAAACACCCCAACAGGGUCCGGCGGCUCAGGCUCAUACCUUCGACUCCAGCCUGUAACGGAGGAGCUGUGUUCCUACGUCAGUCCUGAAAUGCCUUUACCGCCAGGAAGUCUCUUCCUGCAUCACGCAGGCCUGAGCGCCAAAGACCGAAGUCCAGAACCAUCCAGCGACUCUCUGGCGUCCUCUGACGCGGGAGAAUUCCUGUCGCCUCCUCCCUCAUCCCUUCUCUCUCAGUUCGACCCCUCGGCUGCUCAGUCCAUCCCUCAGUCGUCCUCCGCUACCCUCUGCGACUCAGCCGUAGACAGCCAGGCUCACCCACCCUCCAUGCAGAGCUAUCUCCCGCCCACGCCGUCCUCUGAGCUCUCACACGGGGGAACGUCAUCGGCUCAACAAGAGUCUCUGGUUGUGAGUGUGUGGGCCCGCCAUGGAGGGGUAGUGCCUGCCCAGCUCGACAUGACGUACCAUGAGUCACUGCUGGCCAUGCAGGCCACUAACCCCACACUGAAGCAGGCUCAGGUUUCGAACCCCAAACCCGCCCCGGGUUCCCCGUUGUUAGGCCACGCGACCUCCCAGCCUGCCCCUCCAGGGACAUCCCAGCAGAUGAUUGCAUCCAUUCAGUCCAUCAGUACAUCGGCACAAAGCCCCACACACACCUCGUUGCUGCAGGCCUCUGCACAGCCCAGUGUAGCUGCGCCCACCUCUACCAGCCUCGCUUCUCCGCCGCCGCCGCCUCCGGCGGCCGUGGCCUCUCUCCCUCCCUCUCCUCUUCCUCUGUCCCCUCUCCCUGCACCCGUCCCCCAAGCGUUGGCCACCAUGGUGCCCAUCAUCAGUGUAGUCACCGCCCCGCCCGAUACUGCCACUGAAGCGCCUCUCCAGUCUGUCUCUCACCCCUCGGAGUUGUCCCACUUCCAGCUACAGCCACCCCAAGCAUCCAUAGAGAGCGGCUACUGCGAGACCUCGGGCCUGAGUGAUGGCAACGAGGGAGGAGGCAGGGGUCGCCACGAGGGCCGCUCUGCCAAGCGAACCCAGAGACGCUCCGUGCGAAGCCGAUCUCGCCACGAGAAGCUCACCAAGGCCAAACUCAACGUCCUCAAUAUAUCCAACCGUGGCGACAGGGUAGCAGAGUGCCAGCUGGAGACCCACAACAGGAAGAUGGUCACCUUCAGGUUUGACCUGGAUGGAGACAACCCAGAGGAGAUAGCACAGAUUAUGGUCCAGAGCGAGUUCAUCCUGGAGAGCGAGCGGGAGUCGUUCAUUGAGCAGGUCCGAGAGGUGAUAGAGAACGCAGACGAAAAAGGCCUGGAGAGAGACGUUGGCGGUCAGAUGACUGGUGACAUGACACAGCAGAAUCCUGCCAUAUCAGUUCCCAUGCCAGACACGCCCCCUAGUGCAUCAGCACAAGUGGUCCACUCAGCAGGUCGCAAGUUUAUCGUCAGCCCCGUACCUGAGGCCAGGCUCAAGGAACCAAGCAUCCCCGCUUCUCCCUUACCACCUCCUGCACCUUCCGUUGAGACAGUUCCUCCGGCCUCAUCUCAAGCCCAAACCUUGGGCUUGUCAAAAUCGGCGGGCACAGUCAGCCUACAGCAAGCCUUCUCUGAGCUCCGACAGAACAAAAGCCAAUUGGAUCCGGGACCAAGCACUGCGCCGGCCUAUAUCCACACCGCCCAUCCUCCAGCAUCCUCGGUUCCCCCACUGCCUCCUGCUGUGGAAGCUACAGCUGGAGGUUCUACUUCAAUACAGGAGGAUGCUUCUCCUCCUGCUUCCUCCUCCACUCCUACAGCGGUGAAUCAGUCACAGCCCAUCCAAGAAAAGCCCCGUACCCAAGCAGCAGUACCCACUUCAGUCCCCUCCACCUUACCUCUCACCAGUGUAUCCAACAUUGUCCCAACGAUGCUCACAUCCCCUCCUGCCUCCCUUGUAACUUCACCCCCCUCAGAAGUCCCACCUGAUCAUUCCUCGGCCUCCCCCGCCUCAUCCUCCACCUCUUCCUCUGUCAUCCCCACAUCCUCCUCCUCCACCACCUCCUCAGCGCAGCCAACUUUGGCACACUCGCAGCCGCAGACAGCCACCCUUCCUGGGCAGACUCACACUCACUGUGGCGAAUGUGACACGAGGUGUGACCCAUCCAUGGAGUGUCAAAGCAAACCAGACGACAUCCAAGCCCUGGAGAAGAAGCUGCGCUCUCUCUUCAUGGAUCUGGGUGGAGGGGUGGCCCCCGCCCAGGGAGAACUGCUGCCCGACACUACCUCUGCAGCCUCUGUCGGGGGGACCUCCUCCCCUCUGGGCACCUGCUCUACCCCCACAUCUGUCAGCACGCCUGCCCCUAGCCAGGCAGCCAAUCCUCCUCAGCCCCCUACCAGCCUGGCGCUGGGCUCUCCUGCUCCCACGCAGCAGGGCCCGAGCACACCCAUUUCCACUCCUGCACCAGCAGUAAACACAGCCACCAACUUUGGCCAGACCGCUCCAUCCAAAACCCCCUUAUCCAGGGUGCCGGCCACCUCUCCUCCUCCUUCAGAACUCCUGCCAUUCCUCCCUGGACCAUGUCUCACUCAGUCCCAGCAGCCUUUAGAGGACCUGGACGCCCAGCUGAGAAGAGCCCUGAGUCCUGAGAUGGUUCCUGUCAGCACACACUCACAGGCUCCUCAUGGCGCCAUUCCCCCGGCAGGACAAGCAAAUCCUUUCUCUGUAGAGGGAGAUGCCACCUCAUCUCCUGCUCCCCCUGUUGGAAUUAAACUUGGGAGAUUCCAGGUGUCUCUAGCCACUGAGGAGUCACCAAGCCAGCACUUGCCCUGCACAGAAUCUUCCUCAACCACAUCCUCCUCUUCCACAUCCUCCUCCUCCUCUAGUCUCUCCAGCCCGGAGAACACAUUGCACAAGGGUUCCUCCACCCCUCUGAGAGCAGGAGGAGCCCAGGGUGGAGAUGACGUAGAUGGACUCCCUCAGAGAAAGCUGGGAGAGAACCACCGCCUGUCCCCUCUCACCUCCACUUGCCCCUCACCGAAACCCACCACCACCAUUGGACGAUUCCAGGUCACCACCAACCCUGAGGCCAGAGUGGGCCACUUCUCCGUCAGUCAGGCCCCAGAGUCCAGGCAGAGCCCUCCCCCCGCUGCCCAGGCUUCUAACGGGCCCACCAACCCUGGAAGUCCAGACGUCGCUCCCAAAGCCUCCCUGCUCAGUGUGAACAGCAGCAACUCCUUCAACUCCUACAUGAGCAGCGACAAUGACUCUGAAUUCGAGGACGAGGACUUGAAGUGGGAGGUCAACCGCCUCCGAGAGAAACACUUGCAGGAGAUUCAGGCCCUUCACUCACGCCAGAAGGAAGAAAUUGACUGUCUGUUCACCAGGCUGGGCAAGGUUCCUCCAGUUGCCGUUCUCCCUCCUAUCAUCGCCUUGGCUGCCAGGAGGAGGCGACCCACCAAGAGCAAAUCCAGCAAAUCGUCCAGAACCAGUUCCUCCUCGCACGGUAGCAAGAGUCCACUUCAGCCAGGCAGCGCUGUAUCCACCCAGAGUGCCCCGACGAUGCACCCAGGCCAGCUGGCUCAGUUAGCGCCAGGAUCGGCAAGCGACGGCGGCAGCGUCCAGCUCCAGCCUCUCAAAUUGGGUCCCUCCAGUGACAACCUGUGUUCUGCGUACACCAGCGAGGCAGCUCUUUCCGUGCCCAGCUUGUGCGCUCCCACCCCAGGUAUCAACACCGCAAAAAAACCAAAACAAGACUUCAUGGAGCCCUUGCAUGCGAGCUGUGUAAAGUUCAGCUGGGGUUCGGAGCGUCUGCCCUUCAAGCCUGGCGGCAGGAGGACGCGCUUUCUGAGUACGCCCUGCUUGGCUCUUUGGAAGAUGGUGAAAAAAGUCUGCCCCUGCAACCAGCUCUGUAGGACCAACAGCACCAACACAGUGAGCGGUUCUGGACCCCUGUGUCAGAGCCAGGGGGGCUCCCAGUGUCUCAACAUCUCGGCCCCCCACCAGCGGAAAGGCACAUUCACAGAUGACCUCCAUAAACUGGUGGACAACUGGGCCAGAGACGCCAUGAGCCUCUCGCAGGGUAAGAGGAGUGCCAAGCAGCUGCAGGCCCCAGCACAGGGACACAGCUACGAGGUGAUCCAGUCAGCCAGCCUGGCCAGGAAGUACUCUGCGCCGAGCCAGCUACUCACAGGCUCCGCCCACCUCCCCUCCAGCACGGCAUCCACUACCUCUUUGGCCACCGCCCGCAAGGGCUCGCUGUGCCAGCCCCCUACCUCCCCCGCGCUGCCCCACUUCAUCCCAUACGUGCCCGCCCCCGCCUACACAGCACAGUGGUCCGGACCUGCUCAGGGGCCCUCUGCUCCUCACGCGGCGGGGCCUCCGCUGGUCAGCACCUCUCAGCCGCUCGGUCCUUACCCCCCCUCGACUGCGGGGCAGAUUCCCGGUCAUGCUUUCACUAUGAGCAGCGCUCUGCAGAAGUCCGUCAGCAGCCCGGGGGGACCUAACAUGAGGACCACGUAGGGUUUGGGGCUCCUUUGACCUGACUGGAUUCAUCAGCUGGAUAUGAUGAUGAUGAUGAUGAUUGGGAGUGGGAGUGAUGCAUCUCAGCUUUUCUUCUGUCUUUUGUGUGAAGAACCUGUUUGCCAAAAAAGUCCAAAGAGUGGAACAAAGUUUAAAUACUACAAUGUGCAAUGUGUGUAUAGAAAACACUUGAGGAAGAGAGGCAAGGAUGAAAAGGAAAUGGGAGUUAAAAUGGUGCAUUGGAUGCAGGUAGAACGUCGACAAGGAGGCCUGGAUGACUCCGCCCCUUCCUGCGCACAAAGCAAUAACAUCACGGCGAACACGAGAGCUCUGGAACAUCCAAAAAGUGGCCUUGUCAACACAAUAUCUUGUAUCGUUUGUAUUCCUUUUUUCAGCUGUGAUAAUUCCAUUCACAGAUGUGGAUAUGAAUGGUUAUUUAAAUGAAAAACAACACUGUGAUUAUUGUGGCUUGGGGUAAAACAAAAAAUCACCACAAAAACAACGGGGGGAAAAAAUGCCUUAAUCGACAACAAUUCAGCUACCGUUUUUGUUUUGUUUUGUUUUUUUAAUCCAAUGCUAGCUACUUGUUUCUUAUCCAGUACUUACAUAUAAGACACUUUAAACGUUUGGCCCUGUUAGAUGAAUGUGAAUGUACAAAGCAGCUGUUUCAUUAGCUUUCUUGUGCCUUGCUUAUCCCCCCGUUUGCAAACACUGGAGAAGCACAUGAGGACCACGAGAGAUUUGUUUUGACGGGGAUGAAGAGGAUUGCAUUGGUGACUUACCUCCAUACUGUGAUGCAUUUUAUUAUUUACGUUUGACGCACCCUCUUGUGCUACAUUACUGUGAAAGGCAUUGUUAGCAUUAGCUCACACAUAGGGGCACAUUCUCACAUACUCACUUUUUUCUUCCUUUUCACAAUAGAAGUGUUAAAAUCCUGCAGCCUCUUCCAAACAAAAAUGUUCCAAUGUUCGAUGCUCGAGCACAGAAUUUUUGAUGAUAUAUUUCCAUUCUCAUGUUUUAUGUUGUUUUAUCUGCUGUUUUAUUGUGUGUAGCAGCACCUAACUCAGUAGUUGCAUUCUCUCGAUUUGACAAAAAGAAAAAAGAAAAGACAAAACACACGUGUGGGGUCUCAUCAGCAGCCUUUAACGGUUCAUGUUUUGCACUAAAUAGAGUGUUCCGAGCUUCAUAUGAAAUAAAUACAAUGACAUUUGUUACAUUGUUUGUCAAAGAAAACUUAAUAAAAGUUGUUUAAAUGAA
Dunckerocampus dactyliophorus (ringed pipefish) is the source of this 10989-nucleotide messenger RNA. It is a transcript of the gene wnk1b, whose product is annotated as WNK lysine deficient protein kinase 1b. The transcript has 40 exons. The record is from RefSeq and is a predicted model, not a curated record. Gene Ontology annotation, biological process: protein phosphorylation; monoatomic ion homeostasis; positive regulation of potassium ion import across plasma membrane. Gene Ontology annotation, cellular component: cytoplasm; cytosol. Bases 2233 to 9732 code for a protein of 2499 amino acids. Gene Ontology annotation, molecular function: potassium channel inhibitor activity; chloride channel inhibitor activity; ATP binding. Lineage: Eukaryota; Metazoa; Chordata; Actinopteri; Syngnathiformes; Syngnathidae.